This is a messenger RNA of Paramuricea clavata, 442 nucleotides long. The record is from the annotation of a GenBank genome assembly. Lineage: Eukaryota; Metazoa; Cnidaria; Anthozoa; Malacalcyonacea; Plexauridae.
AUGCCUAGACCCGAUAAUUUGGAGCAGUUAGGCAACUCUAUUCCCUCACAUCCAACUACAUCAAGAGCGUCAGCACCAGGUAACUUGUCUGUGGUUCAAGAUAGGUUUAAUGCACCUUCAUUUGUUAAUGCUAUAAGUGGUAGUGGCCCAGAAACAGGUUCUUCAAUACCCCCACCUCAACCAUUGCUUAGUGUGUUCAACCCCACCAACGACAUUUACUCCUGCCCCUAACAUUAUCCCCAAUCCCAAUUUUGAUCCCAAGAAAGCCUUCAGCUUGGGCCCCAGUCAUACCCCAAGUCCACCUAUGUGUGUCUCAAGAAUUCUCUCUGAUAAAUUCAUUGAACUAACAAAGCUCAUCCCUGAGAAUUUGGAUGAACUCCUCUCGGACACUACCAGCUUUGCUAUUGAAGAGCAAAAGAAAGUCAAACUUGGUUUUUUGUAG